CCUUGGCUUUGGCAGCAGCAUGUGGCUAUAAAAGUGAACGUCGACAGGCGACUGGUAAACAAGCUUUAAAAAGCAAAUGGAAGAUAUGUGGCUACCGGUAAUCUUUAUUGCCUGUCUCGUGGUUGCCAGCGGGUCCGGGAACGAUGGCAAGACGGUCGCUGAGCCAACUUUUGUGCCGCGUUACACUCUGACGGCUGAAAGUAAGAACAAGGAUCUGGACCUGAGUCCAGACGGCGAUCGGCAGAGACCGCCCAUUAACGAGAAUGGACAUCCGACACAGAAACCCUGGCGACGCGGAGAAUACGUAUACGAUAGUGUUUACACUGCCAACUGGCCAGCUCCUUCUGCUCCCAAUGCCAUGCUGGGCCUUCUCGGUCCUUUGCUGGCACCCGGCCUCCUGCUGAUGGGCGUGAAUCUCGGUGCGCUUCUCUACAUGCUCCUCGGUCUGCUGGGUCUGGCCCCGCCGCGGAAUAACCGACACGCGACUGCGGACGACAUUUACCGCAGAGACAGACACAAUUUGGGUGAUGGCAAGGAAUCGGCCAUAUAUUUUUAGAUAAAGCGCGUUACGCAGUUUUCACACAACUUACAUAUAAAUAAACGUACAUAAAUAUA
Molecule: messenger RNA, 615 nt
Organism: Drosophila guanche
Lineage: Eukaryota; Metazoa; Arthropoda; Insecta; Diptera; Drosophilidae
Exons: 1
Coding region: 77-556 (159 amino acids)
Source: RefSeq, a predicted model, not a curated record